Kazachstania africana CBS 2517 is the source of this 195-nucleotide messenger RNA. It is a transcript of the gene MIN6, whose product is annotated as Min6p. The transcript has a single exon. Lineage: Eukaryota; Fungi; Ascomycota; Saccharomycetes; Saccharomycetales; Saccharomycetaceae. The record is from RefSeq and is a predicted model, not a curated record. The coding region runs from base 1 to 195 and encodes 64 amino acids.
AUGGCUUUUUUCAGUAACAAUCCUGUUAUAGAGUUCUUUCAUAGACUUGCAACCAAACCCAGUACUGUCAUGAUGUGGCUUUUCACAGGUUUGAUUUUAAGCAGUACAUUGUAUAUGUUGCUGCUGCCUGUAAACUACGAUGGAGACGAUCUUUUAAACGAGGAAGAAAGGAAAAGGAAAGGAAAGGAUAAAUAA